Aspergillus affinis is the source of this 1053-nucleotide messenger RNA. RefSeq names its product putative integral membrane protein. The coding region runs from base 1 to 1053 and encodes 350 amino acids. Lineage: Eukaryota; Fungi; Ascomycota; Eurotiomycetes; Eurotiales; Aspergillaceae. The record is from RefSeq and is a predicted model, not a curated record. The transcript has 3 exons.
AUGCCGGUCAUCUUCCCUAUCGAAACCCAGGCCCAGAGGGAGGUGCUCGGCGUGGCUCUCGCCUUUUCUAUCUUGGCCGUCAUCGCCGUGUGUCUGCGUCUGCUAGCGCACCAUCUUGCGCAGAAGAAAUGGAGUCCCAGUGACUAUUUCAUUAUAGCCGCCUGCAUAUUUGCCGUGGGUCUCCAAUCUAUCAGUAUCACCGGCGUCUACCAAGCCGGCAUUGGGUAUGACCAUGUGGCGUCAAUCGCAGCUGUAUAUGGUCCGGGGCCCAUAACGAAACUGCUGCAACUGAUCAUUCCACUGCAAUUUCUGUGGGUGCUGAGUCUCAGCUGCACCAAGAUCUCGAUCCUGCUACUCUAUCUCCGGAUCUUCCCCGUUACUUGGCUUGUGGGGAUCGCAUGGACCACUAUCGGAGUGAUCGUGGCCUGGGCCAUCGCCACGAUACUGGCAGGUUGCCUGAUCUGCCGGCCCUUUGCCUUCAAUUGGGAUCAAACCAUCCCCGGUGGAUCUUGCGGGAAUCAGGUCACUUCGUUCACUGCAACAGGGGUCAUCAAUCUCGUCACCGAUGUGGUGGUGCUGGUGAUUCCGAUGCCUUUGCUAUAUCGACUGCAAAUGGCAACUUAUAAGAAGGUGACGCUGAUCACGGUCUUCGGACUAGGUUUAGUCACUUGCAUCAUCAGCGCCCUUCGCAUCUCCGUUCUGUCGACCAUGGACUUCAACGACAUUACCUUCACGCUUCCACGAGCCAACAUCUUCAGCGGUGUUGAGCCCUGCCUCGCUGUUAUCCUCUCUUCCAUCCCAUUGAUGCGCCCACUGCUAGGGCGCUCGACGUACACGCCCGAAGUGACGGCCCGACGACCAACCAAAUCUUCGGCUCCUUCAGGGCCCAAGCCCGCUGAUGACGGGGGAUUUCAGCCACUGCAGGACAACUCGAGCCAGUUGUGUCUGCAACCCAUGGGAGGGAAACAUCAUGCUAAUGUCGCGGUGCAGAAUUCGACAUCGACGGGAGGGUUGAGUGGCGGGAGCCAGGAGUCACUCGCCAGUCGCCACUAG